GUAUCACACAGCAUUGCCGUCAGCCUCGUUCUUCCACUGGUUUCCAUUUUCUUUCUUAUCUUAUGUUUUUGGCCGUUUGUCUUCACAUUGACCGCAAGGAUUACCGUCAAGCCGGCUCUGCUCGUGUGCUUCCUCAGUGGGUCUUUGAUUUUCUCUCAUGCGUUUUUCUCAGCUCUGUGUUUUUAUCCAUUGAAACAUGCCCCGCUCAUUUUUGGUGAAGAAGAUCAAGCUUGAUGAUUUCUCUUCGUCCAAUGUGGCCACCUCCAAUCAUCAUCACCACCUGGACGACUCGUUCACUUUUGCACGCUCCAUCACAGACUCGGUGACCAGCCUUGGGGUUCGUCUCAGUGAGAAUGGCUACAUCCAGGAUUACAUCACGCCAUCUGUAUACCAGGGGGAGAAGAAGAUGGAGCACAAGCUGGCCUCGCCGGUGUCGGAUCCCCUCUACACCCAGGUGAGCAGCGGAGGGGAGUACUGUGACCCCGACCUGAAGCACCCCGACAGCCCGCAGUCUGGCAUGACAGCCAGCGGCUUCUACAGUGGUGAAUCGGAGGCCCUGGCCGAGGGUUACACCAUGGAUGCCUUCUUCAUCUCUGACGGGCGCUCGAGGCGGAAGGGAGACAGCGAGAGUCACGAAGGGGGUUCGAGAAGCAGCAGUGCCAACGCCGCGGCUCAGGAGAGGGGGGGAGCCGGCACGCCUCGCCACACCUGCAACGAGUGCGGCAAGACAUACGCCACCUCCUCCAACCUCAGCAGACACAAGCAGACGCACCGCAGCCUGGACAGCAAGAUGGCCCGCAAGUGUCCCACCUGUAAUAAAGUGUACGUGUCCAUGCCGGCGUUGGCCAUGCACAUCCUCACCCACGACCUCAAGCACAAGUGCGACGUGUGCAGCAAGGCCUUCAGCCGGCCGUGGCUCCUUCAAGGUCACAUGCGCUCACACACGGGGGAAAAGCCCUUUGCCUGCGCCCACUGUGGCAAAGCCUUUGCUGACCGUUCAAACCUCCGCGCCCACAUGCAAACACACUCUGCCUUCAAGCACUACAGAUGCAAGCGCUGCAAUAAGACCUUCGCUCUCAAGUCCUACCUGAACAAGCACUAUGAGUCAGCUUGCUUCAAGGGCUCUGCAGACGAAGACGACUCUGGAUCAGAAAACUAACCACGAGGAAGAAGCAAAAUUUUGAACCCCUGUUGUAGGUUCACAACCAAUAACCCUGUUCACUCUGCCCUCCAUGCCUUUUUUCUUCCCUUUUUUUAGAAAGCAAUAUUUUCACUGAGAUUACGUGAAGAAAACUCUAAUGAUUAUGGCAAAGACAAUUUCAAAAGAUGCUGGAUUUCUUCCCUGCACAGUAGCUAAUCGUCCACAGAAACAUACAAUCAAACAACCUUCCCCCAAAUAGAAACUGUAGAUGAUAGUUGUACACAAUUAAGUAACAUGUUGCUCGCGAGGAUGCGGGCAACAUGUAAACACACACACACAUACAC
This is a messenger RNA of Thunnus maccoyii (southern bluefin tuna), 1485 nucleotides long. RefSeq names its product scratch family zinc finger 2 (gene scrt2). Lineage: Eukaryota; Metazoa; Chordata; Actinopteri; Scombriformes; Scombridae. Gene Ontology annotation, biological process: regulation of DNA-templated transcription. The transcript has 2 exons. The record is from RefSeq and is a predicted model, not a curated record. Bases 197 to 1159 code for a protein of 320 amino acids. Gene Ontology annotation, molecular function: RNA polymerase II cis-regulatory region sequence-specific DNA binding; DNA-binding transcription factor activity, RNA polymerase II-specific.